Pocillopora meandrina is the source of this 2623-nucleotide messenger RNA. Lineage: Eukaryota; Metazoa; Cnidaria; Anthozoa; Scleractinia; Pocilloporidae. The record is from the annotation of a GenBank genome assembly.
UACAAUGUAUUUAUCUUUAAUUGUUAUUUCACAGUUCCUCCAGAAAUUACUGACCCACCAGAGCUAAAGCCUUUACUUGCCAUCAGAGAAAACCAUACUUUGAUCUGUAAUGCAACUGGUAACCCUCUUCCCAAUAUUUCUUGGACAAAAGAUGGCAUUCCUGUGGAUAGGUUUUAUGUGACAGGUUACCAGCUUGAUUUGUUUGACGUGAGGUUGGAGGAUGUAGGAUCAUAUAGAUGUACAGCUAGUAAUGGAUUUGGAGAUAAUGCUACUAGUGUCAGUAUUGUUGGCAUAAGAUGUAAGUAGUAUGUCUUGUUUAUUUGAUUAAUUACGGCAAUGCAUUUGUAAAUUGUUUAUACUUUGAUUUUAAACAGACACAAUGGUGUUAUGAUUCAUGUUGAACUGCAAAAUGGCACAGUGGUAUGGAAUUAGCACAAUAUAGAGAAAAAGUAUUUACUUUCUCUCCUGUUGAGAUGUCAAUACUAUAUUUUUGUUAGAUUGUCUUAGUGCUAAGCAUAAAGGUGUCUGUCUCUGUGAAACAGUUUUGUUUUUUUAGUAUUUAUGCACUUACUUUAACAGAGAUCAAAGCUAGGUGUGUUAUGUGGGCGUGAAUUAUCAGUCGAUAAGCUUUUUUUAAAUGGCUAAUUUUAACAAUUUGGUGACCAAACGAGUAGGGUCUGAAAAAUGUUCCCUUCAGAACAUUCUUCAACUCUUAAAAAAAAUCACCAGUUGAGGGUAUAAAAUGGUUAAAGCAAAAAAAAUAAUAAAUAAAUGAAUAAAAGUGGCAACUGGUAUUGAAAGUCUUGUUGCCAACAGUCCAUUUUCAGUGGCUUUGGCAACCAGCUGGUCACAAUUUGAGACACUACUUUAUUUUUGAUUUGUAAUAAUGAUAAACUGAUUUGCAUGCUGUAUGUUACUGAGAGAGGUAAGUUUACUAGGCACAAUAUUUUUCCUUACUCUUGCCUUUGCAUGAAGCCAAUGUUAAGUUGCAGUUUAACCCAUCUCAAAGGGCAAACUGAAUAUCCGAUUGUUUUUUAUAUAUGUCAAGAGGUCAAAGCGUGAAGUUCAAUAAAAAACAGCAAUUUCAACUGUUUCCAAAACAUGCCAUAGUUUUUUUUUUUCACUUUAUUGCCAGGGGUGGCUAUGCAAUAUGUUCAAUAUCAGCAAUGGUCAACAACAUUUAACUAAUAAUAUCUAUUCAUGAAUUCUAAUUUUUGUUCAUCACACUUUAGGUAAUGAUUGUUUAAAUAGGAGCAUUGGAAUAACAUUACUGAGUGAAGUUUGGACUUCAGCCUUAAAUAACAGAGAGUCAAUUGAGUUCAAAAUAUUGGAGUCAAAGUUUUUAUCAGAAGUAAGUAUCCUGUUGCCUUUAUUAAGUAAAAUCCUCCUUUUAUCUAAUCUGUUCACCUUAGAGUGGUGAUUUGCAAAUUAUUGAUGUUUGAGUAUAAAAUGCCUUGUAAUUCCUCUCUUCGACUACUGGCUGACUUAUUAGCAUCCCUUUUAUCCAUUUAAGAUGGUGGCAUUAAUCUUUGUAGUAAUGAUUGAAAAAAAAAAAUUUCUUUUCAUAGCUCUGCUCUUCAUUCAGCAUUCGUGAAGGUUUUCCUUGCUAUGAGUUACAAGGAUGUUUGAGUUACAAGUAAAACAGACUUUUGAACUGUAAUAAAUUAGCUGACAAACCUGUGGGAACUAGUAGACUUGAUGCUCUUCUUUUAAGGCAAAGUACAUCUAACUUAAAAUUAAAUUUAGAUACUUGGAUUUCAAUUUUUGGUUUCUUACAUUUGAUAGUUACAAGUAAAACAUGAGGAGAGAUACUGUUUUUAACUGCCACAAUAGGAUACUUAUACACUUUAAUUACUUCUAAAGCAGGGUCACGUGGAAUAAAUCUUGGAGUUUUGCGAUUUGAUUGUUCUCCUGUCCUCUAUACAUGUCUGAUGACAUUCAGAGAUCAGGUCCCAAUAGCCAUAGAAAUUUGUAAAUUUUACCCAUCUAAUUGGAGAAGUGCUGUGAGCCUAAAACUAUAUACUCAUAUGAGCAGAUGCGAUCAAGGCUUUCUCACUCUGCAUGAACAAUUAAAUUGUACGUUUAAGCAUUUUUAGCAUUUAGUAUAACUGUUGUUCUUAUAUUUGUUUAAGAUUUCUUCUGUCUACACAAAAAAUCCUGGAAAACAACUGUACACAGUGGGUCUUGUUGAUUUAAGGUAAGUGUCAUGAUUCACAAGAGUGCUCAGUGUAGGCAUUUGUGAAAAAAAUGUUUUGAGAAAAGGAAAUGGUCCUCUGCUGAUAUUUCAGGAUUUAGUUACAGUAUAGAGGUGAUCGACAUGUAUUCAAACAUUUUUAGGUAUCCAUCAUGUUUAGUUUUUGAAAAAUUAAUAUUCAGUAGAGUGACGUUCAUGGACAAGAUCAAUAAGUAUUAACCAUUUGCUAUUAUGCAAAAAACUUUGAACAGUGAGUUUUUUCCUAGGUAUAGCUCCGGUAGUGUUGUUGCUGAAGUAGAGCUCAAGUUUGAAAGAUCUGUUCUUGAUCCUUUGAAACCACUCGAAGAUGAAAUCAAAGAUGGAAAGUUUGGGUCAUUCACAGUGAGCCGUGAACUUGAUUUGAAUCCAAGUAAGGCCUGUGCUACCUGA